AUGGAUCUUUUCUGUUUGGCCAUUAUUUUGCUUCGCCUUUCCUUGGUCACUUCCGUCAACUUCACGCAAGUUUUCGAGUGGCCUGAUGGUUUGGACUACGAGUGGCCUUCCGAGGCAAAAAGGACACGGGCCUUGAAAUAUGGAACUUCGGAUCCAGAGAAAAUUGUACCUCUUUUCAUGGCUGUGUUCGGCACAAGGAUCUUCCUGAGCCUUGAGAAAUACAAUGUUGGCAUUCCGGUUACCCUGGUGUCUUUGCCGACGAGCAGCAAGAAGUCCUCUGCACCCCCGAAGCUCACUCCAUUCCCUUCGUGGGACAUACAUAAAAAAUAUGGAGACUGCAACAAUAUUGACCGAGCAACAGGGCUGGAGGUGGACUCCGUUGGCAGGCUGUGGGUGCUUGAUGACGGUGGCUUCCGUUGCAAUAGCAAACAAUGGAUUUUCGACUUGUCCAACAACGAUCAUACCAUUCUCAUUCACCAUUUUCAUUUUUGCUAUGACAUGCACAACUUGGUUCUUGACGAAACGCCAAACGGAUAUUUCGCCUACAUCGCGCGGUGGGGGGAACCGCACAUUGUCGUAUUUAGUUUGGAAAGAGAAGAUUCUUCGAUUUUGUAUACGCCAGGAAUGAACGUUUUUUCCAUUGCCCUGUCCCCUAAGGAGGAAGCGAGACAACUCUACCUCAGCAGAUACAACUCCACUGAACUAUAUUCAAUUCCAAUUCCCGAAAAUCCGCACGAAACUCAAACUGUAAAUCCGAAACUAACCAGAAAUUGGAAAGCAAGACCAUACAGAAUUUUGAUGGACAACCACGGAACCAUGUAUGCCGCCUUUUUGUGGGAGAAUCACAUAAUAUCUUGGAACACAGACCAGCCGUACCAGGAGCAGCAUUUUCAUGAGGCUGGAAAGCUGGAUAUGAGUUGGCCGUUUGCUUUUGCCUUGGACUCGUUGGGAACCUUUUGGGUUACUGUAUUUAAUAACACAGGGAACAAGCCAAGUUUCAGGCUACUAAAGGCUGCAGUCGGUGCGAAGCCAUACACCAGCGAUUCUCCGACGACACAGGUUGGACGUUUCACAGGAAAAGGGCAAACAGACAAGUCUACCAACUCUGCUUUGAUCGGCUCGCUCGCCUUCCUCUUGGUCCUGAGCUGCUUUAUCGUAAUCUGGCUCUCCCUGAGGAUGAAAAAAUCGAUAAUUUACAAAGAACAGUGCAACGGAGUCGCAAUGGAAAUGGCCGCUAUCCGGAAUUCUGUUUCCUUGUAUGAAGAAGUGGACGAGGGAAUCGAAAAUGCUUUGUACAGACUUUUCACGGCCCCGCCCCCUUGA
This is a messenger RNA of Cloeon dipterum, 1323 nucleotides long. Its product is annotated as protein yellow-like. Lineage: Eukaryota; Metazoa; Arthropoda; Insecta; Ephemeroptera; Baetidae. The coding region runs from base 1 to 1323 and encodes 440 amino acids. The record is from RefSeq and is a predicted model, not a curated record. The transcript is spliced from 4 exons.